Molecule: messenger RNA, 420 nt
Organism: Anisakis simplex (herring worm)
Lineage: Eukaryota; Metazoa; Nematoda; Chromadorea; Rhabditida; Anisakidae
Source: the annotation of a GenBank genome assembly
ACGUCGACACACCGUGACAAUGCUUGCAUGAGUAGGAAAAAAGACAAUGAACCUCCUGUCAAUAACUAUCCAAUAAUUGCUGAAGAUAAGAUUAAAAUCGUCGAGCUAUUGGGUGCCGGAGGUUAUGGAGCCGUUUUUCGUGCACAGUGGACGACAGAAAAAAAAGUGAUGUGGGUCGCGGUGAAAAAAGUUGGUGAGGUUGAGAAAGAGGCGUACCUUUUAUCAAGAAUUCGUCAUCGCAAUAUUGUUGAGUUUUAUGGUAUUUCAAAGACGGAUCUUGAUUUCCUUAUUGUCACAGAAUUCGCUGAAGGCGGUUCAUUGUUCAAUUAUCUCCAUAAUUCGGAGAUUCGUGAUAUCGAUUUGAAUCAAAUUAUCAAUUGGGCCCUGCAGGUUAGGAAAGCUCUCUUCUUGAGUUCUUAA